GGUACCUGAUUCGCUGCGAGGUGAAGGGAGUGAUUUCAUUGGCUAAAGUGGAACUCUGAAGGUUCGGGUUUUUUUAGUUCUCCCGGUGUGGUUAAACAUGGCUGCCCCAGCAAGAAAAACUGUCGUCUUUGUGACUGGAAACCCAAAGAAAGUCGAAGAAGUUGUCCAUAUACUCGGAGACCAAUUUCCCUACAAAGUCGUGUCGAAAAAGAUUGAUUUGCCUGAGUACCAGGGGGAGCCGGACGAAGUUUGCAUACAGAAGUGUAAGGAGGCCGCACGGCAGAUUGAUGGACCAGUCAUAGUGGAGGACACCUGUCUGUGUUUCCGGGCUUUAGGAGGACUGCCUGGUCCUUACAUCAAAUGGUUUCUUAAUCAACUAAAGCCAACAGGCCUCCACACGCUCUUAGCUGGCUUUGAGGAUAAAUCAGCGUGGGCUCUCUGCACCUUUGCAUUCAGCGCUGGUAGAGGUGAACCCGUGCAGCUCUUCAGAGGGAAAGUUGAGGGGAUGAUUGUGGAGCCCAGGGGGCCUCCAGACUUUGGAUGGGAUCCCUGUUUCGAGCCAGACGGAUAUGACAAAACUUAUGCCGAACUUCCCAAAGAAGUAAAGAAUUCAAUCUCUCACCGCUACCGGGCACUUGCGGCCAUGUCCGAGCACUUUGCAAAAAUCAACCGUACCUCACAAGAGAGCAAGAAGAACAAGCAGAAUGAGUAAAAGUUCUUUGGUUUCAAAAAGUGCACCGACCUGGAUUGAAAUUAGAUGGUUCACCUUGUAAUUACUGUGUUGUGAAGCCUACCGCUGAACGGGGCUUGGGUUAUAUCUGUUUCUGUCUUAAUUUGAAUAAACUUUUAUUUUCGAAGGUUC
Molecule: messenger RNA, 862 nt
Organism: Xiphophorus couchianus (Monterrey platyfish)
Lineage: Eukaryota; Metazoa; Chordata; Actinopteri; Cyprinodontiformes; Poeciliidae
Gene: itpa
Product: inosine triphosphatase (nucleoside triphosphate pyrophosphatase)
Exons: 8
Coding region: 98-712 (204 amino acids)
Biological process (GO): nucleoside triphosphate catabolic process
Cellular component (GO): cytoplasm
Molecular function (GO): nucleoside triphosphate diphosphatase activity
Source: RefSeq, a predicted model, not a curated record